CGGUCGCCACUGAGGUCCUCCAAUUUGGCGGCUGCUGCUGCUGCUCGAGUGAUGCGCUCGGUGCUGACAGUCGGGGAUUUCGAGGAGACGCAACACAUGGCGCUGCGGACAUCGGGCCCGGAGGCAAGAGCAGGGCGAGGUUUUCGAUUGGUUUUCUUCGAGAAAUGCGCGAGGAGGGGAGGGGAGGGGAGGGGAUGAGUGAGUGAGUGAUUGAUUGAUGGAUUGAUCGAUCGAUUGAUCGGUUUGUUGGUUCGGCCGGAGGGUUGCGGAGCGAUGGGGCGGACUGUGGUGGGAGACGAGAGCCAGUUGGAUGCUCAGGUGGAUAGCAUCUUCCGGUCGGGUUGUUCGGUGCAGGUUGGGCUUCUGGUUGGCAAAUUAGGCACGGGCUCUUCUCGCGAUCUGGUGUUCGCACUUGUUCCAACUCCACAGAAAGAUGGUGAGGAAGCUGCGAGUCUGGGCCCUGGAGAUCCAAAGGGACCGAAGGAUGCUGGCUCAAAGAAGGGAAACAAGGGGAAGCCUGCCCCCGAUGGCGUUCCGAUUCACAUAAGCACUGAUUGGGUUGCUGAGCAUGCUCGACAGGUUUCAAGGAUGCUGCUGGGAGGAAUACACGUAGUUGGUAUUUACAUAUUUUCUAGUGAAGGAUCAUUCAAGAGCUCGUUGGCAACCCUUUGGAAGGCAGUGACGGCAGUUGCAGCAGUAGUUCAGUCUGCCAAUGAAGGGGAUGCGUCUGAGUACCUUCUGCUUCACAUAGCUUCCAGUCCGCGGAGAUUAUCUUGUCGAAGUUGCCCUGGCAAUGCAUCGUUCUCAGCUACUACAUUACGUCCAUGUGACUGGAGGACUGGAAAAAUUCUGAACAAUCUUCAAGAGUUUUCAUGCUCAUAUACUGUUGACAUAAGGUAUCCAGUGGUCGUAGAUCAGCCCACAAAAAAGUUGGAAAGCCUGAGGAAAUAUUUGUACUCUGCAAUUGCCGACGAAGCUAAGCGUCUCCAGACGGCUCAGGCUAUCGUCGAUGGCUCCUUGGCACAAUCCGACAGUGUUUUAGGCGCAGGAAGUCCUGUCCAUGAGGUGGAGUUUAUUCAGCCACUUGGUGGACGUGGAGUCCCAGGAUCAAUUUGCAACGGCAUGAAAAGUAAAGGCAAGGUUCUGUUCAAAGGAGACUUGCAUGCUCGAGCUUAUGGGAUUGUUCGGGAGCCUCUUUCUCGCGCCGUUGCAGAUUUGAAGGGAGAUAUAGUGGCCAGCUUAAAGUCUAGACUGGAGUUACUUGUUGACGAAGCGGAAGAAGCAGAAGAGGAUGCUAGAAUGCAGGAGCAGGAUGCGGAUUAUUCACCACCACCCGAAACGUUACUCAGCAGUCAACUGAGCUUGGAUGUCAAGGAGCAUAGUUUCGCUAUGCCCAAGAGGGUUCUGGUUCCAUGGCUUGAGGGAGCCAUGAUCUGCGACUACAUGCUUCCAGACGAAAAACUUUGGGAUGUGCAAGAGCGAUGUAUGGAUCUCUUUGGGAUGGAACAGACGAUGGAGAUUACAUCGGUCAUUGAACCUGAGAUUCUGGGAGUAGUUCCAGAAGUCAUUCUCUCAGUCCCGGCACAAACGAUACAAAUUCCUAGAGGCAAUGCCUUAAGUGCAAAUGUGGAUCUGAAGACUAAGGAAUCAAUGGCUGUCAAGAAGGAGAUUCCAAGUUUCAUUUAUUCAUUCUUAUUUGCUUUUGCUGCUCUGACACUUGUGAUAGCCAUUCUCUUCUCCCGCUUUUAUACGCAGAAAGAAUAAUCUUGCUUGGAAGAUCAAACAUAACACUAGUUUUCAAAUCUGGACGUCCUUGGUGCCUUCAUUCUUGCACGUCGAUCUGGGAUUGAGUCGCAUUGCGUUCAGUGUUCCUAUCCUCCAAAUUCCAAGACUAUCUUGCAAAUAGGAACCCUAAGGAAUGGUACGUCGUAGAAAGUAGUCAAUAAUAUUUUUAGGUUGAAUAUCCUAGUCAUUUAUGAAUGAGCACUUUCGCAUCUGUAUUCACCAAAUAAUAAAUUCCUUUUUCUGGGUACAGUAAGUUCAGAUCUGAAACUGAGUUACCUCAAGCCUUCAGCUAGCUAGUGUCGGGAUGAGAGCUCUGCUUGUGUUAUACACAAUUCUUGCACGUUUCAAUCAUGGAGUGAGACCAAGUCCAUGCCCAAUAUUGUUUCGACGCGUGCAAUCAGUUUUCCGUCAUGGACGCUGGACGUUGUAUCUCCGUUCUAUCUCCGUGUAAGACGCAGUCAAAAC
Messenger RNA from Marchantia polymorpha subsp. ruderalis, 2250 nucleotides. The record is from the annotation of a GenBank genome assembly. Lineage: Eukaryota; Viridiplantae; Streptophyta; Marchantiopsida; Marchantiales; Marchantiaceae.